Messenger RNA from Arabidopsis arenosa, 1106 nucleotides. Lineage: Eukaryota; Viridiplantae; Streptophyta; Magnoliopsida; Brassicales; Brassicaceae. The record is from the annotation of a GenBank genome assembly.
UCAACAAACAAAUUCACAAUCAACAAAACAAAAAAAACAACAAAGAGUUUCUCCGAAUAUUUUUCUAAUUAAAAAUAUGAGUUCAACAAGCAAAGCAUGGUUAGUGGCUGCAAGCAUCGGAGCCGUGGAAGCCUCCAAGGACCAAUUAGGCAUGUGUCGAUGGAACUACUUGAUCCGAUCAGUGAAUCAACGUAUCCGUAACAACGUGAGAUCCGCUUCUCAGGCCAACAGAUUCUCUUCGUCAACCGCAGUUGCGUCCGUUAAGGAUGAUAACAAGGCGAAGCAGGCUGAAGAAUCACUUAGAACGGUCAUGACUGUUCCAUCCAAUGGACUCAGUACCCGAUUAUGCUCGAUUCUCCGUUAUUCAUCGUCCGUCGACGGCGGUGGAAGUAGCAGUGGCGAUUUCGGUAGCGCUAACGAUUCCGUUAGCGUUGUUGUGGAUGUUCAGAGUCCUAAUUACUUGAAAUUCACCGAUGAUGAAUUGAUGAAGCAAUGUAGAUUAGAGACAUUUAGAGUUUCAGGACCUGGAGGACAACACCGGAACAAGCGUGACUCCGCCGUGCGUCUCAAACAUCUCCCCACCGGAAUCGUAGCUCAGGCCGUCGAGGAUCGUUCACAGCACAAGAACCGUGCUUCUGCUCUAAACCGGCUUCGCACACUCCUCGCCAUUAAAGUGAGGAACAAAGUGGACCUUGAUGCUUAUGCUCCUCCUCCAGAGCUUCUUCAGAUUCUACCUCCCAAGUCUACUAUAAGAACUUCUUCUGGUUCACAGAUUGGUCCCAACAAUCCUAAAUUUGUACCUGGAAUGCAAGCUUUGCUUGAUGUUAUUUCUGCUUCUGACGGUUCUAUCGCCGAUUCUGCCAAAUUGCUUGGUUUGAGCACUGGUGGCUUAUCUCGUUUGAUACUCUCCCAUGAUGGUCUUCGUAUGGCCGUCAAUAGCAUGAGGGCAGCCAAGGGAAUUAAGCCUCUCAAAUAGUUGGGAUGUAUCGGCAUUUGAAAUAUGACGUGCGGGUCUUUGACGAGUUGUAUUUAGGUGGCUUCUGCAGCACAGUGACUACCAUUUGAUGCACCACAUAUUGUAUACAAAACAAAGGUGAAAUGUUGAG